This is a messenger RNA of Pleurotus ostreatus (oyster mushroom), 441 nucleotides long. RefSeq lists its product as uncharacterized. Gene Ontology annotation, molecular function: carbon-sulfur lyase activity. The record is from RefSeq and is a predicted model, not a curated record. The transcript is spliced from 3 exons. Bases 1 to 441 code for a protein of 146 amino acids. NCBI's taxonomy places the organism in Eukaryota, Fungi, Basidiomycota, Agaricomycetes, Agaricales, Pleurotaceae.
AUGUCGCCAACGUCAUCGGCUGUGCGCCGCGGUAGUUGUCUUUGCAAGAAAGUCCGAUUCGAAAUGCGUGGCCAGCCGAAGACGUAUCUGGUCUGCCACUGUCUUAACUGUCAGAAGAGCAGUGGUUCGGCGUUUAUGGCGAAUGCAUUCUUCUUGCCCAAGGAUGUUGUGAUCACGCAAGGCAAGGACCAUAUCAAGACUUACGCGGACAGCAAUACGAAGAGCGGACAACCGCUUAUUCGGUCUUUCUGCGGCGAAUGUGGAUCGUCACUGUUCCUAAGGAACGUCACCAUAGAUCUCACCAUCGUCAACACUGGAAGCAUUGACGAUAAACUUGAAACUGACGCCAGUAUCAAAGUACCCAAACGCGAGCUCUUUGUCGAAGACAAACGGCCGUGGCUAUCAGUCGAGACGAAUGGUGGUACAAAAGCGCGUUUAUAA